AUGCGUAUACGAUGUCAGCUGAUUUCUCAAUCCCGCGCAAUUAUUCUUUUGAUUCUUUAUUCUCUGGCUGACUGUGGUUGCAACAUAUUCGUUCAGACCAUAAAGAAAACAUCAGUUUGGAUAACAUCAUCAGAAUGGAAGUCAUUAUUGAUUACUGGAAAAAAAAUCAGCGCAACGGGUGCGUGCUCUUCUCUUUGCGACUGCAUUUCGCUUCUUUUUGCUUUUGCAGACCGCCUGCACUCACACACACACAUUCAUGCGCAUGAAAGCAAAGAACAAGGGCCAGUAUUUUUUUAUACUAUCUAUCUAUCUUUCUAUCUAUCUAUCUUUCUAUCUAUCUAUCUAAUUAUCUAUCUCAUUGGUAAUUGUCUGUCUAUCUAUCUAUUGAUUAUUAUAAUCUAUCUAUCUAUCUAUCUAUCUAUCUAUCUAUCUAUCUAUCUAUCUAUCUAUCAACGUUGCACUGGCAUGCGCACAUAUGUAUUACGUCUACUUUCAUACACACAGGUGAUUUUGUGUUUUCUAUAUAUCGGGCCUAUCUAUCUAUCUAUCUAUCUAUCUAUCUAUCUAUCUAUCUAUCUAUCUAUCUAUCAAAACACACACACACACACAUAUAUAUAUAUAUAUUUAUUUAUUGUACAAACCGCCACAAGAAACCAUACACAGUCACAACAAGGGAAGCAUUCUUUCUUCAGAAUUACAUAUUUUCGUGCCGUCAUUCAUAAGAUAUACAGCAGUUAUUCCUCCGUUCUCUCACUUCAGUUCGUCUGUCCUUCGCAGAAGCAGAGAUGCAUCUUUCUCGGCAGUUUGACUACUGCUUCUAACCCAUCUUUACCGUUUUCCAUGAAUACAACAACAUCAACCGCACCAGCUCUAGCCCCCGACCUCAAAGGCUGUAUUUCUGCAACACCUCUCCUUCCCUUAGCUCUUGUUGAAUUUUUUUGCCACAUUUCUCUCUCUUUUUCUCCCACUCUCUAUUAA
Messenger RNA from Acanthosepion pharaonis, 978 nucleotides. The record is from the annotation of a GenBank genome assembly. Lineage: Eukaryota; Metazoa; Mollusca; Cephalopoda; Sepiida; Sepiidae.